AUGACUUCUGGCGAGUGCACGAUCGCCUAUGUCAACGAGAACAUCACUGAGUACGUGCACGCGGCCCUUGGAAAUCGAUGCCAAUCUGUAAUAUUCUUUUCUCUUGUUUUUUAAAAUGUAUCCUUCUUUCAAUAAUAUUCAGAUUAAUUGUAUCUGCGCUCCAGCGAUAGUCCAAAAUGACCACUAAACUAAAGUGCUUUUCUUUAGAUAUUAUUAGAUAGAGAAGAUGUUUUGAGUUUCUUUUUUGAAGUAGUUAGAAUAUAUGUCGGUAUGAUGUUAGGAAGGAACUUCAUGAAGUGAAGCUUCAGUAUGAAAGACGGAAGCAGAUUGUUUCUCGAAAGCUUUUAUUUGCUCUUAAUAAUCUCCUCAGUCCAUCUGUUUGUUCAUAAUAGUUUUCGUAAUAAGUUUCCAAGGACAUUUGAGUAGCAUGAGAAUGGUUUUUAGUCUUACGGUGGAUUCGAAAUUCCUUGCUUGAAUACCCAGAAGAGCAUUAAGAUUUCAUGAAGUAAUCGAAGCGAAAAGUCGUUUUCAAUGUGUUGGAGACCGUACAAAAUUUUUGUACUUUUAAAGGCCAUAGCGGAAUUUUUUUAGACUAUUUCUACACUAAUUUGCAUUUCAGUUGAAGAAAAAAAAAGUCAUUGUCAGUGCUUGUUAAUCGUAAAAUUAAUCAACUUUUCAGUUGAGUAUCGUCUUUCCGACCGUCUUCAUCUACGUUUCCAUUUUCGUGUUAGGGAUUGUCGGAAACAUUUCUACAUGCAUUGUCAUCAUUGCCAACAAGGUAUAAGUCACUACACUUUUCAAACCUUCAUGCUGUGGAAUCUCAGGCGAUGCACAAUCCGACUAACUACUACCUCUUCAGUCUGGCGAUUUCCGACAUCCUGGUUCUGAUUUUAGGUUAUUAUUUGUAGUUUAUCAUAAUUUUUAUAUGCAAUUGAAAACUUCGUCAAGUAAUUCGGUGUAAAAAAUACUGACUAAAGGCUACUUAGGAUCUCCAGAGUGGUCCCUACAGGGUCAAAUUUAGGAUCCUUUCUAGGGACCACUUUACCGACCACUAUAGAGGUCACUGAAUCUUGCAAAAGUGGGAGUUAAGGAUUCUAUUUAGUGGACCCUAUAGGGGACAUGCUAGUUGAUGAAUUUUAUGAUGUCUAUGCGAAGAAGCAUUUCCAUGCGAAAAAUGAAUAAACAAGCGUUUUUUAAAUGAAAUUGGAAGACCCCUUCAGGGACCACUUAAGCUUGAGGGGCUAAGGGGUCAAAACUUGAACCCUUAUAGGGCCCACCUUGAUUUUACCUCUGAAGGGACCACUUUUUCGGCCCGUUUAGGAGCUGUUUUUCCGCCUAACCCCUAUAGGGACCACUCUGGAACUCCGAAGUACGGAUGAGACUUUUUAGGUCUCCCGAUGGAGCUGUACCAGGCGAUGGAUUUCGCCUAUCCGUACACGUUCGGCGUGGCGAUUUGCAAGGCCCGAGCCUUCCUCGUUGAGUUCACUUCCUACGCCUCCAUCUUAAUCAUCUGCUGCUUCUCCGUUGAACGCUGGCUUGCCAUCUGGUAUGUUCUCCGAAAAUCGAUUCUUUGAACUAUUCUUCACUCAAUUUUCCUUCAUUUGCUAAAUUCAAAAAAAGAUAGGUUUCUCUUAAAAUCAUUUUAAGAAAAAAAGACUACCAUCUGAAUUUUGAAACGAAGUCAAUCUGUGUAUUUGAAAGACCCAGCUGUUUCGAUUGCCUCGAAUAGAAAUCAACUCCUUAACAGCUGCCUACAAUUAUCCCUCACUAGUUUUUCGAAACUGAUAAGCAAUCACUCGAAUUCGACUUGCUUUUGACAAAAUUUUAAUGAGUAGAUCGAAUUCUACUCAUAUUACUGCUCUCCAGCUAUCCACUGCGAGUGAAGCUCUUCUCGACCUUGUCUCGAGCCAACGUGCUCAUCGUGGCGGCAUGGAGCAUAUCUUUUGUCGCGGCACUUCCGAUGGCCUUCAUCGUUCGGAUCAACCGGCUGCCACUUCCGCCAUUCGCACAGGGACAAUCGUGGACCAGUCAGGUUUUUCAAAACAAAAUUGUAAUAAAACACCACCUGCUCAGGUGUCUACUGAUGAGCUGACUGUCGCCGGCACUGAUUUCUGCGCCAUGGAUCAAAAUCAGCCCGAGCAACAGCGCAGCUUAAUAUAUUUCGCCUUCAUCACUUUUUUCAUGAUUCCAGGUCCGAUCAACCAUUAAAUGUUUGAAAAAAAAAUGCUGAAAAUUGUUGCAGCGCUCUUGAUCACUGUCAUUUAUGGCCAUAUCGCGGUCAAACUCCACAAAGUCGACACUCAGCUUCUCAUCGACAAGAACUCGAAGAGCGAGCGGCGGAGCAGGGCCACGCGCAACGUUUUCAAAAUGCUAGGUAACGAUCGAACUCCAAGUUAGCCUGACUCAAACCAAAAAAGUCUUAGUGAAAAUCAGGAUGGAAACAAAAUUUGUAAAAAGUUUGUAUUUGUAAAAAAAAAAUUGUAAAAAAAUUUCGAUUGUAUAGAGCCUGUGAUACAAGAAAGACGAUGACAACCGUCCUUCCGCACUUUUUUGAGUUACUAAAACUCCGAUAUUAUUUCAAUAUUCAGAACCUCGAGAUCAUUUUGAAUUGGAACUUUUUUCCAGUAAGCGUGGUUGUGUCGUUCUUUCUGUGCUGGUUGCCGUUUCACAUGCAGCGGCUCAUCUCCGUUUUUGUCAUGUCCAGCGGUUCCCAGGCCGCCGAUUCGCAAGCCGUUCAGUUCGUCUCCAUGCUCGUCUUCUAUAUCUCCGGUUAGCGUGACUGCCCAAGUUGCAAAUAAACUAGGUUUUCAGGCUACUGCUAUUACUCAAACUCUGCAUGCAACCCGAUUUUGUACAACAUCUUGUCACAGAACUACCGGAAGGCUUUCUGCAGAACGAUUUUGGGAGAACGGCUCACCAAAAGAAUAUUUCCCUCGUUCAGCCGAAACCGUGGAGUCUUGUAAGUUUUUCAAUUUAUUUUUCUGCGAAAAGUCGUCAUUAACAUUCUUUGAAGAGACUUGACGAGUUUUCUGACCCGAAAACAUUCAAUCUUUAGACUUGCACGCUUUGAUAUUACAUGUAUUGUCUGAAAACCAAGAAUGUUUUUUGUAUAUUCUUCUCUUCAAACAAAAAAUUGAAAACUUACAGAAAAUCCAACCAAGAGUGCUCCUCACACAUGACCGGCCACAAAGGAUCUAUAUCAGCCACGCGUCCGACAAACUUCGAAAUUUGGCCACUUGCUAAAGAUUGCAAAGUUUCUGAACCAGAAAAAAGUCCCCAAUUUCUGUAA
Caenorhabditis auriculariae is the source of this 3289-nucleotide messenger RNA. The record is from the annotation of a GenBank genome assembly. NCBI's taxonomy places the organism in Eukaryota, Metazoa, Nematoda, Chromadorea, Rhabditida, Rhabditidae.